Molecule: messenger RNA, 10380 nt
Organism: Mytilus trossulus (common blue mussel)
Lineage: Eukaryota; Metazoa; Mollusca; Bivalvia; Mytilida; Mytilidae
Product: tyrosine-protein phosphatase 99A-like
Exons: 30
Coding region: 123-4007 (1294 amino acids)
Biological process (GO): peptidyl-tyrosine dephosphorylation involved in inactivation of protein kinase activity
Cellular component (GO): signaling receptor complex
Molecular function (GO): protein tyrosine phosphatase activity; protein binding
Source: RefSeq, a predicted model, not a curated record
CAUGACCAACAACCGGAAAUGGAUUGAAGAUUAGUCAAAAUGGCGAAUAAAUUUCUGUCAGAAAUGUAUUGGAAUUUGAUACUCUUACUGUAAAAAUGUGAGAUGAUGAGAUCAGCACUGAAAUGAAGAGACAUUUUGUUUUCUUUCUCUGUCUUCUGUGUCAUGUAUUUGGCAGCAAGGCAGAGAAAGAUGGGCAAGUUUUUGUGACGGUGAAGACAGAUGCCAUUUUGCCCUGUGGUAUAGAUGUCCCAACAGACAACCAGACCUAUGUGACCUACACAUGGACUGAGAGAGCUGUCUUCCUGUUAACUGCCAAGGAGGAGGAAGGAAAUAUCACUAUAACCUAUAUUGUAGAUUCUUUAAAAGCAAAGUAUAUUCUAGAUGCCAACUACAGUUUGAUUAUCAAAAAUGUAGAUCUUGACGAUACAAAACAGUAUACAUGUUCUGUUGGAAUAUUCAGAGAUCCUGAUACUAAAGAUCUUAUUCAGAAGUUUGAGAAUGUUACAGAGCUUUAUGUUCAAGAUGUACCAAGUAAACCAGGGAUGCCACAAAUAGGGAGUUUAAAGUCACGUACAGUUUCUGUUUGGUGGUCAGCCAGUACAGAAGAAAACAAUAGUCCAAUAAGUAGUUACAUGAUACAAGUCAGGACAAAUACAGAAAACUGGGUAUUAGGAAAUCAAGUGACAACAAACAUACACCAGAAGAAUAUAACAACUAACAUGAGCCUGCGACCGUAUACUUCUUACAAGUUAAGGAUUGUAGCUGUCAAUAGUAUAGGAGAGAGCAUGCCCAGUGAACCAAGCAUGUUCUUUAUUACUCCUUCUGAAGAACCUGAAGCACCACCAAGUAACCUCUUGGCAACCAGUAAUAACAGUUCUGUGAUACAUAUUAAGUGGGACCAUCCAGCAUCAGAGAAGAUCAAUGGAGAAUUAAAGGGUUACCAGGUCAUGUAUAGUGAAGCAAACAAAAAAGUGUUCAGUGUUAUAACAUUUGAAAGAACAGAUAAAACUGAAUUAGAUAUUCCAGGUGUGAAAUCCUAUACUGAAUACCUGAUCCAGGUUGCAGCAAUAAAUACUGAAGGACCUGGCCCUGUUGCCAAUGCUGCUGUAGUUACUGCUGAAGGAAAACCAUCAAAACCAAGAAUCACUCACAUAUCAAGAAAUACCCCAUCUACAGUGAAAGUUCAUUGGGUAGAACCAAAGGUGAUUAAUGGGAGACUACAAAGUUAUGAAUUACAGUGGAUUAACACAAAUACUGGUGUUGUCAGGACUAAAGUUAUAAAUGGCGUACUGAGGAAUAAAAUCUCAGAAAAUAUCACUAACUUAGAUCCUUAUACACAGUAUGAUGUAAGAGUAAGAGCUGUAACAGGUGGGGGCAAAGGUCAAUUUAGUGAUAGAUAUCCUGCAAUGACAGAUGUAACAGCGCCAGGAGCACCUACAAUUUUAAAUGCUACAACAAUAGGGACGGAUACAGUUUAUCUGCGAUGGCUUCGUCCAAAAAAGUUCUACCGUGAUGUGGAAGAAUAUUUAAUAGAAUUUAUUGAUCUCGACUCAUACUUUACAAAGACUAAAAAGAUUCCUGAAAAAGAAUAUGAGGUUGUAAAAUCCAAUGAUAUGACUUGGAUUGAAUCUGCUGUUAGUAACUUACCCUCUAAUCGCCAUUAUUCUGUCAGGAUUGCUGGACUUACUCAGAGUCUAUUUAAUGCUCAUCAAUAUCCAGGGAAUUAUUCAGCUAAAGAGUUCUUCUAUCUCCAAGGAGACUCGCUGACCACCAAAGGUGGCAAUGAGAGUAACACAACAGAACCAGAUAUACCCUCCAAUCAUUCGAAUGUUAUCAUAGCAGAUAUCACUCCUGAUCCGAGAGCCAUCCAAGCUGCUGAGCAGGACAUCAUGUCUGCUGGUAUAGUGGCAGGCAUUGUCUGUGGGAUACUGGUAGUACUCUUAGCUUCACUUGUAUUCAUUGGUUGUAGAUCAUUAACCUGCAGAAAAUAUUACCAGGCUGCUUACAAUUACCUGGCUGUACCAACCAACUCUAAUCAUUUUCCUUCAACCGUCAUAACUAUAGCAGAACCCUUUGUUGAGAAGACUUAUCUUGAAGUAAAAGUAGAAGACUUUAUUCAGCAUGUAAAGAUAUUGCAUGCUGACACAGAUGACAAAUUCUCACAAGAAUAUAGCGAUGUAAACAAGAAUACACGAACAGACCUUAAGGCAGAUACAUCUAAUAUGCAUGAAAAUAAGUCAAAGAAUAGAUAUGUAAAUAUAACAGCAUUUGAUCAUUCCAGGGUAUAUUUAGCUAAGCAGCCUCAAAGUGAAAAAAUCCGUCAGUCUGACUAUAUAAAUGCUAAUUAUGUUGAUGGAUAUCACAAAUCCAAAGCUUAUAUAGCUACACAGGGACCAAUGCCAUCAACAUUUGGUGAUUUUUGGAGAAUGGUCUGGGAGCAGAAGUCUGUUGUCAUAGUGAUGAUAACUAAACUGAUGGAAAAAGGAAGGAAAAAAUGUGAUAAAUACUGGCCAGAAGAAGGCCUAGAACAGCAUGGAAAUAUUGCUGUAAAACAUUUGAACACCUUUUCUAGAGCUCAUUAUACUGUUAGAAUGUUCUCACUCAAAGAUACUAAAGCUAAAAAGCAAUCUUCAGAAAGAAUAGUAUACCAAUUCCACUAUACAGAAUGGCCAGAUCAUGGAGUACCAGAUUUUACAUUGCCUGUUCUUAAAUUUGUACAGAAAUCAGCAUUUGCUAAUCCACCAGGGGCUGGACCCAUUGUUGUACAUUGCAGUGCUGGUGUAGGAAGAACUGGUACCUACAUCCUUAUAGAUGCUAUGAUAGAGCAGCUUAAAGACAAGGGUACCAUCAAUAUACCACAGUUUUUAUUGAAAAUUAGACAGCAGAGAAAUUUCCUAGUCCAAACAGAGGAACAGUACAUGUUAAUUCAUGAUGCAUUGGUGGAAUAUUUACUGAGCCAUGAUACAGAAGUCAGAAAUGGCGAAAUAAACAAAUAUAUACAGAAUCUUACAAAAAUUCAGGAGGAUAAGUCUUCAUUACUCCAGAAACAGUUUGAGCUUCUUGUAGCUUAUUGUCCCAAAGAGAUAGAUAAAUAUCCAGCCUUGGAAGAAUAUAAUGUGCCAAAGAAUCGUAGAGAAGAACUUGUUCCCAUGACAACUAAGAGAGUCCAAAUUCCCACUAAACCAGGCAUACCAGGAUCUGAUUAUAUUAAUGCAACUUUCCUGCAGGGAUAUACAAAAACCAAUGAGUUCAUUUUAACACAACAUCCAAUGGAAUCUACGAUAGACGAUUUCUGGAGAAUGGUCUGGGAUAAAAAUUGUUCUGUUAUAGUGCUGUUGUCUGAUAUAGUCGAUGAUGAGCAGGAAUUUAUCAAGUUCUGGCCAGAAGAAGAUACUCCACUACAAGUAGACACAGGAAUAUUUAAGUUAACAUGUCGUGAAGAAGAAACAGGUUACAUGUAUACAACCAGAGAUUUCUUAUUGGAAUCUACACAGGAUGACUAUGUUCUUAUGACUAAAAUGAUAUCCUGUUCAAACUGGCCAAGAGAUGACCAGCCCUUAUGUAAAGCCUUUGAUCUGAUAGACACUAUAAGAGACAUCCAUAGACUAAACGAUAUUGGACCUGUUAUUGUGGUAGAUAGAUAUGGAGGUGUUACUGGAUGUAAAUUCUGUGCUCUUUGGUCCUCAUUAGAUCAGUUACAACAUGAUAAGACAAUAGAUAUUUAUCACUUAUGUAAACUUUAUCACAAGAAGAGAGCUGGAAUCAUUGGAUCAGUGGGUGAUUACUUAUUCCUGUAUAGUGCUGUAGAAAGUUAUUGUAAUGACCAAAAUGAAAAAGACUCGGCUUUAGCGUCAAAUCAUUUGAUUUUAAGAUCAUCAAAAAAGAAUGGAACUAUUCCUCGAAGUCCGUCAAUACAAAAUAAAGUUCCUCGGAGUCCAUCCUUACCAAAUAAUCACCAUUCUAGUAAAGCAGAAACAAAUUCUAGUAAAGCAGAAACAAAUGUGUGACACAUGCUAAAAACCUGAAAACCAUAAAAACUUCUUGCUAUAUUAUGUGUUCAAUGGAUGUACUCAGUGACUAUUAAUUUAAACAAAUUGAACAAUCAAGUGCUUUUAUUAGAGUCAGAUUAUGUAUCCAAGUGCAGUAUUUAGGAUUUUUUUCUGACUAUAUCAUAUAUAAGUCGGUAGUAUUGACUAGUAUGCAUAUAUAUCAUAAAAUAGAGUAUGAAAGACACUCUAAACUCUUUAUAUAUGCACUCUUCAGUGUAAGCUGUGAAUAUAUUACCUCAGCUCACGUAAAUAUGUGUCAACAGGUAUCUGUCAUUCUGCAAAAUAUGCUUUGUAUUAAUUUUUUUUAAUUUGGGCGAUCUCAUCAUUUGUAACAUCUAAUUUUAUUUUAAUCACUAAAGGGUAGUUGUGUUUUUAAAUAUUACACAAAAGAGUUUCUUUUUUUGAGAAAUUUCACAUAUCAUUUCUUGCAACCAUGAAAUCAAUCUUAUUUUGUUAAAACCAUUUUGAAACUGCUGACUUUUUAAAUAUAAUUAACCAACUUCCUUUAGAUCUGUCCUUUCUUUCUUUAAUAGAACAUUUAAAGAUGUAAUGAUGAUCAUCCUCAAUUUGUUUACAAUUGGUCCCAUGUUUUAAUACCUCGAUCAGGCAGAAUGCCUUGAUGAAGUGACAUUCCAGUUUAAGGAUACAAACUAACAAGUAUUAUUCACAUAGAAACAUGUGUUUAAUUUAUAUAUAAUUUGUUUUUGAAAUAAGUCCAGGUUAGAUUACAAACUAGUAUUGAAAAAAAUUAUCUUUUUUACUGUGUUAGUGAAUAAAACUCAAUUAGCUUUGAAAUUUGUGUUUGCAAGAUGUUUUUAAAUUUCAUAGAUAAACAAAUUGAAAACAUAUAUCAUGUCAUUUUAGAAGAACCUAUUUUGGGGGCAUUUUAAACAGGUUGUCAUACAAACAUGUGAUAUUUCUUUUAUUUUACAACUUUUACACCAAUAAAGCAUUCAAUGUUUUAUGUUGUGUAAUUCUUUGUUGUCUUUUUUGUAUUUGUUUUAUCUUGUUAAUCUGUAUUUUAUAUAUACAAUUAUUGUUUUCGUGCAUGUGUAUUGUGUAUUUGAUACUCAGUUUUAUUAUGUAAAUAUGUAUGAUUAUGAUCUUAUUUAUAAAUACUCAUUGAAGAGUUCAUUUCACUUGAUUUGGUAUAUUAUAUAUAUGUAGAUAUUAGAAGAGAAAAGUAGAUUUUUGUUUCCCAACAUAUUUUAGCAUUAAAUCAUGAUGGCAGACAUUUUGAAUCAUGGCUUUAAAAUUUUGUAAUAGUAUAAGGUUUUUGGGUGGCUUUCUUUUUAAUAAAAAAAGGUUGGAUAAGUUUUUGAUAAAAGAUAUUAGAAAUAAUUUAUAUAUCAUUUGGUUUUGUUUAUGGAAAGAAAAAAUAUGAUCGUGAUCAGUGUACAGGCUUUCCAAUUUCUUCUUUAUUAUGAUCAAGUAUUCUAUCAUAUUUUUCAUAAUCCUGAUGUUAAUUUGAUGUAAGAUAGUUUUUCCUUCAAUUUUCACUGAAAUACUUGUUAAAAUGUACAUCAAUCUAAACAACACUUCAGUGGCGUCUGCUAUUCUGAAUUGGUAGGAGUUUUAGAUUUUGUCCUUUUUAUAUUCAAAUAUAUAAAAUUUACAUAAAUAAUGUGCAAACUGCAGUGCCUGAAGAAAAACCUGCUACCACAUUAUCAACAUUAUCUGUAUUAAUGUGUCAAAAUUAACUGAUAAUGUCUAUUACAAUUGAAAUGUCUCGAUUUUUGUUAGAACAAAACCCCGUAUCGUAAGCACCUUUGUUUUUUAAGGCACUGAUGAAGAAACUUUACUACAUCUAUGUUGAUUUUUUUUGUAUUUUGAAACCAUAAAUGGAUUUACAUAUUUCUGAAUUUAUGGUUAAUGUUUAAAUUAACAUGUGCUUUUGUAUAACUUGAGCAGCUAACAUCAAUGUGUCUUGCCAUAAACAGUUGUACAUAUAUCGUCCGUUUUUUUGUACAUUUGUAUAUUUUCUUACACCAAGUCAUUAAGGUGCUAGCUUUUAAACGUAUUCACUUAUAAAUGAAGUAGCUAUGGACAAAAUAUACAGUAGUUCUUCCAUUCAUUUAACUGACCAUUCUUCUUGAGAAAUAUGAAAAUGAAUGUUAAAAAAGAAAUAUAUAACUGAAAACAGUUUGUAAAAUUAUGCAUGGUAUUUUUUAAUUUUUUUUAUCAUAAAUACCACUGUCAUUUGUUGUUAUAGUGUAGAAGAUUUCUAAAUAUCAACGAAAUAAUGUUUUAUGUAGAAACAUAGAAGUAGGCAUAUUGUAUUAGUUUUCCAAAAUGGCAAGAAUUUUGUUUUAGGAACGAAAGUAAAAAUAUUUUAGCAGAAUUAAAAUCAUGCACAUAAAAUGACUAAAAAAUGCUUUGAACAUACACAAAGGCAAACUUGGGAUUCAUUACAUUUCAAAGGAACUGAAAUAAAUUCUCUAAUACAGGUAGAUAUUUUUUCUCCGAAAAUGAUAGGUUUACUGAAUUUUAUUUUGCAUUUACCCAAAAGUGUUUUCAGAGUAACCUCAGACUGAAAUUUAAGUUUUUUUUUAGGUUAUGUUCAACUUGAUUAGUUACAAAAAUCUUUGGUUUCACCUUAGAACUUGAACUUUACCCUUACAGUUAUCUUUCCUUUAGUUUAUUGCCAUUUAGUGAUUUAUUUGUUUUGACAAUCAUUGUUUUAUGUUAGGACCCAGACUUUGUUGGUUCAGUUUUAAAACAUUUUUAUAUCAUUUUACAAGAAUGGCAUAAUUCAUACACAUGUAGUGGUUGGUACAAGAUUUCAUACUCUGUAUACUGUGGAUUCAUUAUUUUUUCGUUGGAUACCAAUUUUCAUGGAUUUUGUGGAUAUAGGUGAACCACGGAAUUCAAUGUUCAACAAAUGACAAAUUUUCUAUAGGCUGUAUGUAGACUUCAUCAAAACCAGGAAAUUAAAAAUCCACAAAUAUGCAAGUUCUCCAUAAUCCACAAAAAAUUUGUACCCUUAAAAAUAAAUGAAUCCACAGCGUUGAUCAAGAUAGGUUGUUUUGUUUCAAUGUAGAUGCUUUCAAUUCAUAUCAGAUGUACAAAUGUCUUAUCAAAGCAUUGCUUGAAAUAUUGGUUUUCCAUUCCAGGAUAAUUUUAUUCCACAGAAUACUGCUCCAUGCUUGAUAAUUUUAGAUGGUCAGCUCAUUUCCCUAGUCACAUAUAGCUGACCCAUUUUAAUCAUUAUGUAAUUCAUAUAGAAAUUUGCCAGGUUAUGAAAAACUAUGUUUGGGUUUUGCUACAUUCAUAAAUUCUUAUAAUUUGCUCUUUCCAACUAGAUCAUUAGAUCACUAAGGAAACCAUAUGUCAAAAAAUUAUGAAUGGUAAAUUAUAAGAAGUCCUUUUCUUUUCAUUGAAUGUCUACAACUUUGAGAAAAAUAUAAGAAUCUGGUAACAUAGAAGAUGUUACUCUUUUUUAACAUUUUUUGUGUCCAUUGUUAUAUUUUGUUUUGUUGUAGGGUAUAAAAUAUAAGCCUUAGUUUUAAAGGUCUGAUUAAGUUUUUUACGUUUUUGGGUUUUUAACUGGUGUUGGAUCAACUUUUGGCUUUCUAGUCGGGCUUCACUUUGUACAGAGUGUAUGUCGGUUGAUUGAUGGUUUUUAACCCCACUUUCAACACUAGUGGCGGUCGGUUUUUAUUGGUGGAGAAAGUCUUAGAGAACCAUCAAUCUUCAGUAAUAAAAUUGACAUUCCAUGUCCAUUAAGAUUAGAAUCAAGCGCACCUGCUGUGUGUGGGAUUGAUAUUGACAAACCUUAGUGUUGACAGGCUAAUGUUCAGUUCUGUAUAAUAGAGAAUGAAAUAACAAUUACAUGUCUGUCUGAUAACUCUUCUUUAGGGAUAUCAAUUUAAAAUUUGUUAUAAAAGGAAAACUUGAGAAGUUUCUAGCUAAAAAUAACAUACACAUUGGAAAUCUUGUGUUGUUUAUAAAGGUGUAAUAUGUGAAAUGAUUUUUAUGGUUGUAUUCAAUUUUACUUUAGUUAAAUUACUAUAUACCAAUGUGUCCUCAGCAUAGGUAAAAAUCCUGCUUUAAAAUGUUAUACUGAUCAAGAAUAUACUGGAUAAUGUAAAAUGUAAAAGAUUUUUUUGUUACUUUUAUAGGUCUAUAUACUUAUAUCUAGAUACUAUUUAUUAUCAGUUAUAGCCUUAUAAGUGAGCAAUUUUCAUGAAGUUUUAUAUUUAUGAGAAUUAGUUUGCCUGUACUUGUGCCAUUUCAAAGUUAUGGUGCUUAUUGCACUACACUAGUGGACAGUGUUUUUGCAGGAAUGUAUGCCAAGAUUGGUUUAUUUUCAGUAAACACAGAAUUUUCAAUGCUAUUUAUUUGGUCUUUUUUCUUCUUUUACUAUAAGAGUAUAUUGUUUUUUUUUUUACUAAAUUCUCUUUCGUAAUCAUAUUUUCAUAGUUUAUUUGACAAUAUUCAUGAAAAAACUAUGAUUUUUUGGAAAAACUAAGGAUUUUCGUAUUCCAGGCAUAGAUUACCUUAGCAGUAUUUGGCACAACAUUUUGGAAUUUUGGAUCCUUAAUGCUCUUCAACUUUGUACUUGUUUGGCUUUAUAAAUAUUUUGAUAUGAGCAUCACUGAUGAGUCUUAUGUUGAUGAAAAGCGUGUCUGGCAUACUUAAUUAUAAUCCUGGUACCUUUGAUAACUAUACAUAUAUCUCCCCUGUGCUGUUCAGUGACUCAAGUUUCCAGACUUGUCAUUCCAUAAUAAAUCGGUUUUAUGUUUUGUUGUUGCAUGAGUUUGGACUAAAAGAACAUUUUCAGAUUAUUGGUGAUAACUGUAUAAAAGCUUUUUAUCCACAUACUUCCUUCUAGACUGCAUUUGAAUAAUGGAGAAAGGAAAAUCUAUGACAUUUUCUUCUCUAAAAAUUUACUAAGUUAUUUUUCUCAAUAGAAAUUGAACUAGGAACUUCAUCUUCGACUAUUUGCCAUACACCUUAAUACGAUAUACAGUUUUAUUAUAUACUUAGUAGUAAAUACAGAUAAAUUGUAUGUGUAAUACAGUCAAUGGCAAGCGUGCUGUAUCAGCCACCCGUGAUGAUAUUGAUAUCAGCACGGUUGCAAAAGCUUUAUCACACCUUUAAUCUGUACGACGUCACGUCAUCUAUUGCAGUCACUGUUGCAAAGGCUUUAUCAAAACCCUAAUCUGUAUGACGUAAUUCCAAGCCUCCUUAUCUGUAUGACGUCAUGUCACAUAAAAACAUCUACUUGAGGUAUUUGUAUAUAAUAAAGUGUAUAUGAUAUGGCUUUUUCAAUAUCACACACCGUAUCAACCCUCAACCAAUAUAAUCCCUCGAGCAGAGCUCUUGGGAUUAUAUUGGUGUCUCGGGUUGAUACGGAUGCGAUAUUGAAAAUGCCAUAUGAUAUUCUCUAUUUAGCAGGUUUUCAAUAUGAAUCUGAUAUCUUAUUACUACUUUGCCUGUACUUACAUUACCCAUUUAAAUGAUUGCUGCAAACUACAAAUUUGCUUUAAGUCAGCUUUAUUGUUGUUUAUGAAAAUUGCUUAAAAGAUGCAUAAUGAAUAAUUAAUAUUUACAUUAAUUGCCUGUAUAAAUGCUUUAUAAGUUUAAACAAGAAAUUUAUUGUUUGCUAUUGUUUACAUAUACACGAACCUGAUAUGUUCAGGAAUAAAUGAAAAUAAUUAUAAAAUGUAAACAAGGUUGUGUCAAUGUAUGUAUUGUAUUUCUGUUGUAAAUGCACAGGACUUCUGUGAAAUUUUUGUACACAGCUGGUUUGCAUUUUUGUUGAUAAAAGAUAUUUUGUACCAAUCCAUUUUUGAGUAGCUAUUUUUGAAAAAUUGAUUCAUUAGCAUGUAAAGUGAUUGUUUUGUAUAUGUUCAUAAUUAUUUAAUGAAAUCAUUGUCAUUUGCAUAUGUUUAUAUGAGCUUUAAAGGGAAGAUUGCAGUAUCUGUAUUACAUUACAUUUUGAAUAUUUAUCAUUUUUGUACGCUAAAUAUAUUUAUCAUAUUUGAUUUCUCAACCAUUAAUCUGACCUUCAACUACCAAUUAUUGAUCUUGAAAAGAGUUAUUAGUGACUGACACUUUGUUUUUUAACUGUUAAGCUAACAAACUUUUUAUAUAUUUGUGUAACACUUCUUUCAGUACACACCAAUAAUUUACUAAGUUUUGUAUAUAAUUGAUCUAAAAAUUUCAUAAAAAAUAUACAUAUUAACUUAAAUGUUUAAAUGGUACCUGAAUCUCAUAUUUUGAAUAAGAAAAAAGUACACUUAUUUGAAUUAAUUGUAAGUCAGUGUAUGUAUUGAAUUCUCCACUGUCUUUCUACCCUAGCUUGAAUAAACCACAUUCAAAUAUA